AUGGCGUGCCAUGGAUUUCUCGGGAAACCAACCCCGAGAUCACAUGGACGUCAUAAUCAUGAAAGGAGAAACCGCCAUGAACAUCAUCAUCAUCAUCAAUCCAGAUGUUCGGCUGCAGCCGUGGCAGCAGCUGGCUCCAUCUUCACAUCCCUCAACAUGUCAAUCUUCACAUUCCACAGCCGCCUCUUGCGUUGCGUCUCCAAGUUUUUCCGUGUAGCCACCACCAAAGCUAGCGCUACUCCUAGCCAUCGAGCCACCAUGAAACAAGGCUACAAAAAGCUCAAGAAACACGAGCAGCAGCAUCAGCCUACCUGGAGAAAACGUAAUGACAAGAAAAGGACCAUCUUUCUUGAUCUCGAUGAAACAUUGGUGCACUCAUCGAUGGAACCACCAGUCAGGGUUGAUGUCGAUUUCAUGGUUAGGAUAAAGAUCGAAGGUAUGGUUAUACCGAUGUUUGUGGUGAAACGACCAGGAGUUACCGAGUUUCUUGACAGGAUCGGUAAGAACUAUCGAGUGGCGGUUUUCACAGCCGGUUUGGCUGAAUACGCUUCGCAGGUUUUGGAUAAACUUGACAAGAACCGUGUGAUCUCACAGAGGCUAUAUAGAGAUUCAUGCACAGAGAUGAGUGGAAGAUAUGCCAAAGACUUAUCUUUGGUUGCGAGGACAGACCUCGGGAGUGUUUUGCUAGUUGACGAUAACCCUUUCUCCUACUCGUUGCAGCCUGAAAAUGGAGUUCCCAUUAAGCCUUUUGUGGAUGACAUGGAAGAUCAAGAACUGAUGAAGCUUGCAGAAUUCUUCGAUGAAUGUUAUCAUUACGAAGAUUUAAGGGAUGCAGCAUCAGAGUUUCUAUCCAACAACUGA
Eutrema salsugineum is the source of this 861-nucleotide messenger RNA. Its product is annotated as probable C-terminal domain small phosphatase. Gene Ontology annotation, molecular function: phosphoprotein phosphatase activity. NCBI's taxonomy places the organism in Eukaryota, Viridiplantae, Streptophyta, Magnoliopsida, Brassicales, Brassicaceae. The coding region runs from base 1 to 861 and encodes 286 amino acids. The record is from RefSeq and is a predicted model, not a curated record. The transcript has a single exon.